Musa acuminata AAA Group (dessert banana) is the source of this 808-nucleotide messenger RNA. Its product is annotated as thioredoxin O, mitochondrial-like. The record is from RefSeq and is a predicted model, not a curated record. Lineage: Eukaryota; Viridiplantae; Streptophyta; Magnoliopsida; Zingiberales; Musaceae. The transcript has 7 exons. Bases 40 to 600 code for a protein of 186 amino acids.
UUCCUCCUCCCGUCCGUGGAUAGAGGCGAAACAGGCGCGAUGGCGGCGAGAAGGGUUGCGAUCCUCCUUCGCUCUUCCCUCGUCCGGCCUGUCUCUCGCGGUCUCCCUACCUUCUCCUCCCUAAGUAAUCCUCCUCAUCCUCCUCUUUCCCAGCUAGAGUUGUCGCCGCCUCUCAUGACCUCGCCUGUUUUGCCUCGUCGCUUCUCCUCCGACCGUUUCCUUCUCUCCUCCCGACCCUUCUCCUCCGAUUCCGGUCCGUCGAACGUUGUUCUUCUUCAAGAUGGAGAUCAGGUCACUGCUGCGCUCGAAAAGGCCAAAGAUGUGAAGUUGCCGGCCAUAUUUUACUUCACGGCUAUGUGGUGUGGACCUUGCAGGGCCAUAGCCCCAGUAAUCGAACAAUUGAGUCAUGAAUUCCCACAUGUCACUACAUAUAAGAUUGACAUUGAUCAGGAGGGCCUUGGAAGUAUACUGAGCAAUCUUCAUAUUUACUCUGUGCCAACUUUUCACUUUUUUCAUGAUGGUCAAAAGGCUACUGAAGUUGUCGGUGCUGAUGUUCAACGACUGAAGAACACAAUGGAAAAUCUCUACAAGCAAGAAUAAGGAGAAGAGGUGACCGGGAAGAAAGCAUUUUUCUACAAUGGAAGAACUCGAUGAAAGUAUCAAAGUAUCAACUUUCCAUCUUGGCUGGUUGUUGUUGCUCUUGCUUGCUUCUAUUACAUGUUUACAACAAGCUAUAGCUCGUCUUAAACAGAUUUGAACAACGAAAUGUUACAGUAACAAAUGGAUAGCUUAACUAUCCAUUUCUUCA